GUCAAAAGCCUUCACAGAUGCUGUGGGAGCCAUCUGUGACAGACACCUCUGCAACAACUCUCUGAAAGCCUCCAAGGGAACAAAAAAUGAAGCUUGUCCUCCAAGCCACGCUGUCCAUUGGGCUGCUGGCAUUGUGUUUUGCAGCUUCUCCUGUAAAAUGGUGCACAAUAUCGCCCCCUGAGCAGGCCAAGUGUCAAAGGGUGCAGGAAUGCUUAAGUGCCAAUCCAUCUGUGGGUGUGCCACAGUUAAACUGUGUGAAGAAGACUGCUCCCCAUGAGUGCAUAGAGGCCAUUGCACACUCCGAGGCAGAUGCCAUCACCCUUGACGGUGGUCUUGUUUUUGAAGCAGGCCUCAGCCCUCAUAACCUGAAGCCAAUUGUAGCUGAAGUUUAUGGCACAAGUACAGGAGGAGACUCUGUUACCAGUUACUAUGCUGUGGCUGUUGUGAAGAAAGGCACAGUCUCUUCCCUUAGUGAUCUCAAAGGGAAGAAAUCUUGCCAUACUGGCUUGGGCAGAUCUGCAGGCUGGAAUAUUCCAAUGGGGAGGCUGGUGGCUCAUGGCUUUAUAGAAUGGGCUGGAGCAGAAACGGAACCUAUAGAGAAAGCUGUAGCCAGGUUUUUCUCAGGCAGCUGUGUCCCAGGUGCCAAAGAUGAGCCAAAUCUGUGCCGCUUAUGUGCUGGAAAAGGUGCUGAAAAAUGUUCCCGGAAUGAUCCCUAUGCUGGAUAUACUGGAGCUUUAGAGUGUCUGAAAUCUGGAGGAGGAGAUGUGGCCUUUGUCAAAGAUGCAACUGUACUAGAUCUCAAUGAGGAAGAAAGGAAGAAAUAUGAGCUGCUUUGUGAUGAUGGCACUAAGAAGCCAAUUGAACAGUAUAAAAAGUGUUCCCUGGCUAGAGUUCCUGCUCAUGCAGUGGUAGCACGAAGUGUUGACAAUCGGGCAGAUGACAUCUGGGCAGUCCUCUCUAGAGCAAAGGAACACUGCCAACUUUUUGGUUCCCCUCAAGGUUCCCCCAAAGACCUCCUAUUCAAGGAUUCUGCUAAAGAUCUUAUCCGUGUCCCUGAGAUAAUGGAUUUUCAACUCUACCUGGGCUCCAAGUACUGUACUGCUUACCAGAGUAUCAGAAAAGCUAGAGUUUCUCGCGAUGAAGCAGAGAAGGUCACAUGGUGUGCAGUGGGCAAGGCUGAACAGACAAAGUGUGACUUGUGGAGUGGACUGAGCAACGGUCGCAUUGAGUGUGCUGUGGCAGAAACUACACAAGACUGCAUUAUCAAGAUCCUAAAAGAGGAGGCCGAUGCCAUAAGCUUGGAUGGAGGACACAUCUACACUGCAGGACUGUGUGGUUUGGUGCCAGUGGCAGCUGAAGUCUACUCUGACCCUGCGCCAUGCAGCAAUCCAGAAAGGGAGACAACAGCAACAGGCUACACUGCUGUAGCUGUUGUCAAGAAAGCUAAUAAGGGAUUCACAUGGAAGACCUUGAAAGGAAAGAAGUCUUGCCACACUGGGGUUGACAGGACAGCUGGCUGGAACAUCCCCAUGGGCUUGAUUUACAAGGAGAACAAUAGGAGCUGUGAUUUUGAUAAAUUCUUCAUUGAAGGCUGUGCACCAGGAUCACCACCUGAAUCUCCACUCUGCAAGCUGUGCAAGGGCAGUGGGGGCGAAGGAGCCCUCUCUGACAGAUACAAGUGCAAACCUAACAGCAAUGAGCUGUACUAUGGCUACAGCGGUGCUUUCCGGUGUUUGAUUGAGGCAGGAGAUGUAGCCUUUGUUAAACAUACCACAGUCACUGACAACACAGAAGGAGAGAACAGACCUGCUUGGGUAGGCAACUACAGGGCGACAGAUUUUCAACUUCUGAGUGUGGAUGGCCAGCGUUGUGAGAUUGACCAAUAUGCAACAUGUGGUCUGGCCACAGUUCCCACUCAUGGAGUAGUAACAAGACCUGAACGAAGAGAGAUCGUCCUUCGUGUGCUGCUUGGCCAACAGGCUCUCUAUGGCAAUACUGCAACAAAAAAAGAUGAUUUCCAAUUGUUCCAAUCUGAAACCAAAGAUAGUUUGUUCAAAGAUGGCACCAAGUGCUUAGUUAACAUAAAAUACAAGACCUUUGAGGAUUAUCUUACCAAGCAGUACCUGGAUUCUCUUGCUGGACUCAAGACGUGCUCACCUUCAGAACUCCUUAAGGCCUGCACCUUCCACCAUCAUGAUGACUAAUCUGAUGAGCGGCAGCUCCUUGCAAUAAAACAGAUGACCUGGAAACAUCAUUCUUUCUUGUCUGAACCUGGGGAUCUGUCUGACUUUCUCUUUUCUCCUUAACAUCACAACAAAGUGUUCAAGCUUCUCCUUGUAUGGCUUUAUAACUCCUUGGUGUCACUUGUGCAAAUAAAUAAAUAAAAUUAAUACUCACAAGCUA
Molecule: messenger RNA, 2403 nt
Organism: Rhineura floridana
Lineage: Eukaryota; Metazoa; Chordata; Lepidosauria; Squamata; Rhineuridae
Product: ovotransferrin-like
Exons: 17
Coding region: 87-2204 (705 amino acids)
Biological process (GO): iron ion transport; antibacterial humoral response
Cellular component (GO): plasma membrane; extracellular region; early endosome
Source: RefSeq, a predicted model, not a curated record